AUGGCUAGACCAAAAGAGAGCCAUGGCCUGGCCUUCCUACCCCGCGAACUCUUCUGGAUGAUUCUAGGCUACUUAGAACCAAAUGAACUGGUCCGCUGUCGCCGCGUCUCACGUGCCUGGAACGAAGCCUUUAGCAACCCGGCCAUCCUACUCGCACUCCUGAGGAAACAUUUCCCAUGGACAAAAGAAGUCAAAACUUUGAGCCAAGAGACAUCUCCUGAAGAACAAGAACAAGGUCGUCGUCUUUUCGACCAGGUUGCAUCACGAUACGACUACCUAAAACGAGGAAAACCCCGCUCUAUCCAGAAGUACCGCCUCUGCGAUGACUUUGGUGGCUCUGGAGACCGUGAAUGGUAUCAGGUGCAGCCAUGGGAGUCACACGCCAGUCAUAUGAGGCGCUUCAUUGACCGCCAGUUCUCUGAGGCUUUGUGGACUUUCGAGGAUGGCCUGCUAGUCUACCCCAGCGCCGAUCAUCAAUUCCUCGUGCUCAUGGAUUUGGAAACGGACCGGCAGUUCAUGGUACCGUUCAUUAUUCGUGGCAAAAUUGUUCGUCGAGUGCGGCUACAGAAGAGCUUGCUCGUCGUUGAGUGGGCUGAACCAAAGGCCUUUCACUGGCUGAACGAUAGUGAUGGCGUGCAUCGUCACUUUGCGUCUUCCUUUGAUGUGACGAGGGGUGAGGACCAGGGCUGGAAUAUUGUCCCGCGCAAUGAAUGGAAGAUUAUGUUUUUAGGGCAUCCGCUGAGCGAGCGAGAUCGGUUCUUCUCCUCGCAUAGCAACACUCACUAUGUCAUUUAUAUAUGGCAGCCAAAUCGCAGCUUGUAUACCGCCGACGAAGAUGCACCCAUUGAGUCUUUGUUUGUCUGGGACAUAUCGAAACCAUCAUCAUAUCGACCUUCAUUGGAUCCCACUGGACGGCUGAGAGACGACUCACCUGACUCUCCAUCAAUCGUGGCACGAUUCGGAUUCCGAGACCUGGAGUUCUUCGAUAUCCGGCAACGAGGCUGUCCAAGCAUUCAACGAUUGGAGAUUACGGUUGAUUCACAGGCGGUCGAAAUUACAGAAAACGUUUGCAUCUGGCCGGAAGACGAAGCACCGGAGCCAUUUGGCUUUCCUCGGCCUAUUACUACAAGCAUUCCUCUGGUCGGAAAUGGGCCUCAUCGGCGCCGGGAUUUUGACGGAAUUCUACCGCCUUACCGUGGGAACUGCAGCAUGCUGGCAGAGAGUAUGAGGCUAGAUGGGUGCAUUAUGACGGACCCUUGGUUUGGUGUUAUUGCUCACGUGGCUAUACUCGAGCCUGAUCUUGGCUUUUGUCUUCACUUCGAUCCUUGGACGUGGGUCCAAGAUCAGACUAUCUAUUUGACUAUCCAGACACCUCGCUCGAGCGUCACUUGUGACAAUUGGGAUUUCGUCGGUAGAGGAAAGCUCGCUGGUAGUGAGAAAUAUCUGGUGGGCGAGAAUUGCAAUCGAGAGCUAGUGAUUUACCGGUUUGAUAGAUGA
Molecule: messenger RNA, 1497 nt
Organism: Penicillium roqueforti
Lineage: Eukaryota; Fungi; Ascomycota; Eurotiomycetes; Eurotiales; Aspergillaceae
Product: F-box protein
Exons: 1
Coding region: 1-1497 (498 amino acids)
Molecular function (GO): protein binding
Source: RefSeq, a predicted model, not a curated record